This is a messenger RNA of Molossus molossus (Pallas's mastiff bat), 4503 nucleotides long. RefSeq names its product ELKS/RAB6-interacting/CAST family member 1 (gene ERC1). Gene Ontology annotation, cellular component: cytoskeleton of presynaptic active zone. Gene Ontology annotation, biological process: neuromuscular synaptic transmission; maintenance of presynaptic active zone structure; regulation of synaptic plasticity. Lineage: Eukaryota; Metazoa; Chordata; Mammalia; Chiroptera; Molossidae. Gene Ontology annotation, molecular function: structural constituent of presynaptic active zone. The transcript is spliced from 20 exons. The coding region runs from base 259 to 3630 and encodes 1123 amino acids. The record is from RefSeq and is a predicted model, not a curated record.
CAGCAGCUGUGGUUUGUUCCAGAACCUGCCUUUUCUAUGAUUCCUGUCAAGAACAGAGGCCUAUGAGAAUCAUGGAGAAACUGCUUCCUGUCCCCAUGUGAAAUAUGGUGUAAGAUAUUUCUUCAACACUGGACAGCUGAGGACCUGUUAUUUCUGAUUAGCCUUAAGCAAACUUACAGCCAUAAAGAAACCUCACGGAGUUCCAUAUUUUGUUUUCUGCUUUAUACCUUUCCUGGUAUCUAAAUUCAUCUUGCAGCCAUGUAUGGAAGUGCUCGCUCAGUUGGGAAGGUGGAACCAAGCAACCAGAGCCCUGGGCGUUCACCUAGGCUUCCACGUUCCCCUCGCUUGGGUCAUCGUCGAACCAAUAGCACAGGAGGGAGUUCUGGAAGCAGUGUUGGAGGUGGCAGUGGGAAAACCCUUUCAAUGGAGAAUAUCCAGUCCUUAAAUGCUGCCUAUGCCACAUCUGGCCCUAUGUACCUAAGUGACCAUGAAAAUGUAGGUUCAGAGACACCUAAAAGCACCAUGACACUUGGCCGUUCUGGGGGACGUCUGCCUUACGGUGUUAGGAUGACUGCUAUGGGCAGUAGUCCCAAUAUAGCUAGCAGUGGGGUUGCUAGUGACACCAUAGCAUUUGGAGAGCAUCACCUCCCUCCUGUGAGUAUGGCAUCUACUGUUCCUCACUCUCUCCGUCAGGCAAGAGAUAACACAAUCAUGGAUCUGCAGACACAGCUGAAGGAAGUAUUAAGGGAAAAUGAUCUCUUGCGGAAGGAUGUGGAAGUAAAAGAGAGCAAAUUAAGUUCUUCAAUGAAUAGCAUCAAGACUUUCUGGAGCCCGGAACUGAAGAAAGAGCGAGCCCUCAGAAAAGAUGAAGCUUCCAAAAUUACUGUGUGGAAGGAACAGUAUAGAGUUGUGCAGGAGGAAAACCAGCACAUGCAAAUGACAAUUCAGGCUCUACAGGAUGAAUUACGGAUCCAAAGGGACCUGAACCAGCUGUUUCAGCAAGAUAGUAGCAGCAGGACUGGUGAACCUUGUGUGGCAGAGCUGACAGAGGAGAACUUCCAGAGGCUACAUGCUGAACAUGAAAGACAGGCCAAAGAGCUGUUUCUUCUUCGAAAGACUCUAGAGGAAAUGGAACUGCGUAUUGAGACUCAGAAGCAAACCCUGAAUGCUCGGGAUGAAUCCAUCAAGAAGCUUCUAGAAAUGUUGCAGAGCAAAGGACUUUCUGCCAAGGCUACUGAAGAAGACCAUGAGAGAACAAGACGACUGGCAGAAGCAGAGAUGCAUGUCCACCACCUAGAAAGCCUUUUGGAACAGAAGGAAAAAGAGAACAAUAUGUUGAGAGAGGAGAUGCAUCGAAGAUUUGAGAAUGCCCCUGAUUCUGCCAAGACAAAAGCUCUGCAAACUGUUAUUGAAAUGAAGGAUUCAAAAAUUUCCUCUAUGGAGCGUGGGCUCCGAGACUUGGAAGAGGAAAUUCAGAUGUUGAAAUCGAAUGGGGCUUUGAGCACUGAAGAACGGGAGGAAGAAAUGAAGCAAAUGGAGGUCUAUCGGAGUCAUUCUAAAUUCAUGAAAAAUAAGGUAGAGCAACUGAAGGAGGAACUAAGUUCGAAAGAGGCUCAAGGGGAGGAGCUGAAAAAGAGAGCGGCUGGUCUUCAGGCUGAGGUCUUUGCCAUUGGUCAGGUGAAGCAGGAGCUCUCCAGAAAAGACACAGAACUACUAGCUCUGCAGACAAAGCUAGAAACACUUACGAACCAGUUCUCCGACAGUAAGCAACACAUUGAAGUGCUGAAGGAGUCCUUGACUGCUAAGGAACAAAGGGCUGCCAUUCUGCAGACCGAGGUGGAUGCUCUGCGAUUGCGUUUGGAAGAGAAGGAAACCAUGCUGAAUAAGAAAACAAAACAAAUUCAGGAUAUGGCUGAGGAGAAGGGAACACAAGCUGGAGAGAUACAUGACCUCAAGGACAUGCUGGAUGUGAAGGAGCGGAAGGUUAAUGUUCUUCAGAAGAAGAUUGAAAAUCUUCAGGAGCAACUCAGAGAUAAGGAAAAGCAGAUGAGCAGCUUGAAAGAACGAGUCAAAUCCUUGCAGGCUGAUACCACUAACACCGACACUGCCUUGACAACUUUGGAGGAAGCCCUGGCUGAGAAAGAGCGGACAAUUGAACGCUUAAAAGAACAGCGGGACAGGGAUGAGCGAGAGAAGCAAGAGGAAAUUGAUAACUACAAAAAAGAUCUGAAAGACUUGAAAGAAAAAGUCAGCCUAUUGCAAGGCGACCUCUCAGAGAAAGAGGCUUCACUCUUGGAUCUGAAAGAGCAUGCGUCUUCCCUGGCUUCCUCAGGACUGAAAAAGGACUCACGACUAAAGACACUAGAGAUUGCUUUGGAACAGAAGAAGGAGGAAUGUCUGAAAAUGGAAUCACAGUUGAAAAAGGCACAUGAGGCAACAUUGGAAGCCAGAGCUAGUCCAGAGAUGAGUGACCGAAUACAGCAACUGGAGAGAGAGAUUGCCAGGUACAAAGAUGAAUCUGGCAAGGCCCAGGCAGAAGUUGACCGCCUCUUAGAAAUCUUGAAGGAGGUGGAAAAUGAGAAGAAUGACAAAGAUAAGAAGAUCGCUGAGUUGGAAAGUCUCACCUCAAGGCAAGUGAAAGACCAGAAUAAGAAAGUAGCAAACCUGAAGCACAAGGAACAGGUGGAAAAGAAGAAGAGUGCCCAGAUGCUAGAGGAGGCGCGGCGAAGGGAGGACAGUCUGAAUGACAGCUCCGCACAACUCCAGGACAAUCUCCGUAAGAAGGAUGACAGAAUUGAAGAGCUGGAAGAAGCACUAAGAGAGAGUGUACAGAUAACUGCAGAGCGAGAAAUGGUGCUAGCACAAGAGGAAUCAGCCAGGACCAAUGCUGAAAAACAGGUGGAGGAGUUACUGAUGGCCAUGGAGAAAGUAAAGCAGGAACUGGAGUCCAUGAAAGCAAAGCUGUCCUCUACUCAACAGUCUCUGGCAGAAAAGGAAACUCAUUUGACCAAUCUUCGAGCAGAGAGAAGGAAACACUUAGAGGAAGUUCUGGAGAUGAAGCAAGAAGCUCUCCUGGCUGCCAUUAGUGAAAAAGAUGCCAAUAUAGCUCUUUUGGAGCUUUCAUCCUCUAAGAAAAAGACCCAAGAGGAAGUGGCUGCACUAAAGCGGGAGAAGGAUCGUCUGGUGCAGCAGCUCAAGCAGCAGACACAAAAUCGAAUGAAGCUAAUGGCUGACAACUAUGAGGACGACCACUUCAAAUCCUCUCAUUCCAAUCAAAGCAAUCAUAAACCCUCCCCAGACCAGAUCAUCCAGCCCCUCUUAGAACUUGACCAAAAUAGAAGCAAAUUAAAAUUGUAUAUUGGACACCUGACAGCCCUCUGCCAUGACCGAGACCCCCUGAUCCUUCGUGGGCUCACUCCACCAGCUUCCUAUAACUUGGACGAUGACCAGGCAACUUGGGAGAAUGAGCUGCAGAAGAUGACCCAGGAACAGCUUCAGAACGAGUUAGAGAAAGGCGAGCGGGACAACGCAGACCUGCAGGAGUUUGCCAACGCCAUCCUGCAGCAGAUAGCAGACCACUGCCCCGACAUCCUGGAGCAGGUGGUCAACGCGCUGGAAGAGUCAUCCUGACCCCGCGUUGUGGGGAGUGGCCAGGCCAGCAGCCCAGCAGAGUGAACCAGGAGCCAAGAAAAGGGGAUGACGAGGACAGGCACCCAGGAACUUUUGGGCCCCGUGCAAACUCUACAAACUAUCCUACCCGAUUAGUCCUUCAGGUGCGGCUCCAGCACCAUCUACAGCGGCUGUCUUACCCAGCCUGUCCACGUUGGGUGUUGUCUCUACGCUUACUGUUUUGAUGUCCAGGGUGGGUAGGUAAGUGGCCAUGGCUCCAGGAGGAACCGCCCUCUAGUCGUCAACAGUGGAGAACUCUGGAAGCUGGUGGCUCUGCCCUCACAGAGGGACAUGGAGUAGGGAGCCUCUCGCCUCUGCCCUCGACAUGAGAGCUGAGUCUGGAAUCUGCUCGGAGUUCAACGUACGGAGAGAGCGCUUCCCCAUGGCCGAGAGAGCGGAGUGUCCUCAUACCACAGGUGCUGUCUCCUACAAGGAUAACAAAUUCUCCAGAAGAUAUUAUUUGGAAGAGGGGGGGCGAACAGGGACAAACAGAACACCGACUCGUCUUUGUACUGCCUUCGUCUACUGUCCAUCUGCAGCGUUUGUGCAGGGGAGCUGCCCGCAGGCCUCCUGAGGGCUCAGAGCACUCUAGAGCCCAGCCCGGUCUGGGUCACUGUCCCUGCUCUUCUCAACCCUCAGCAGGAGGACGGUGCAGACAGCUCCCUCCGCGUCUCUCUCGAAUGAGGCUUCGGCCCUUCGCUAGGUGUGUCAGAUCAUGUGUCUCCAGUGGGGAGAGGGGGCCGGGCGUGAGGCACGGUCAGCUCCAGCUGUGCUUCUGUAGGUGACCGUUCCUCGGGCUCAGGCUGCUUUCUCCUGAGCAUCUCUCUCCUCAGC